This is a messenger RNA of Phaeodactylum tricornutum CCAP 1055/1, 3630 nucleotides long. RefSeq lists its product with no specific name. The record is from RefSeq and is a predicted model, not a curated record. Gene Ontology annotation, biological process: NADPH regeneration. Gene Ontology annotation, cellular component: cytoplasm. The coding region runs from base 74 to 3577 and encodes 1167 amino acids. The transcript has 8 exons. Gene Ontology annotation, molecular function: oxidoreductase activity. Lineage: Eukaryota; Bacillariophyta; Bacillariophyceae; Surirellales; Neidiaceae.
UCAACGAAUCUUUGGUCACUUUUUCGUCUUUCGGAUCAGUAUUCAAAAUUAUUUGCAGAUCAAAAAUACCAAAAUGAAGUUCUCUGCCGUUAUUCUCGCUGCCGUCUUUGGCACAGCUCUCGCUGGAAAGCCCCAACUGUCGAUCUCGGUCCGUGACGGAAGCUUUGCCGGCCUCGACGGACUAGACCCUACCCUCUCAUGGGAGCACUCCCAAAAAGCCGGAGACCUAGAUAUCUCCUACGGUGUCGCCGCCUCGGCUCGUCCGACUUCCGAUUUGGCGAGCCUGCCCCGUUCCAUCUGGGGCAUGGCCACGGGGGAUAUUUCCGGAUGGGGCGUCUCCGCCCGUGCCGAAAUCGACGCCCAAGACAUGAGCAGUGCCGACCUCCAGAUUGACGCCAACAAUGCGGAUGUCGACGUCGCGGCACGCCUCACCGCCAGUGCCGGCGGUGCCUUUAGCGUGCGUUCGGCCGAAAUUACCAAGGGAUUCGACGCCAAUGGCGCUCGUGUUACGGUCACACCCCGUAUGAACCUCGAAGAGAACGACCGCGACGUCGUCAUCAACUACAGCAACGACAACACCAACGUCAAGCUCACCGCUUCCGCCGACAAUCAGGAAGUCACGAUCUCACAACAAGUGGACGGCGACAACCGCAUCGCCCCGACCAUCAACAACCAGGGGGAUAUUUCGGUCGAAUGGGAACGUCGUUUAUCCGACGACAGCAGCUUGACGGCGACUCUCAUGCCCAACGACAACCUAAAUGUCGAAUGGCGUGAUGCGGCCUGGACGGCGAACGUCAACAUGCCCAUUGACGGUACCAACAUCAACGGGGCUAACGUCAGCAUCAAGCGCGACUUAAAGCCGCUGUUUAGCCCACCGUCUGGGCAUCAGCCGUCUACCAGGCCUUUACGGCAUGCGCAUGAUAUCCACGCAACCAUGGACACCACGCGGCCAUUGUUUGUCGACACACGAAGAACAUCCAAGAUCCGCGAACCGUAUCCGUCGGAUCGGAUAUUCCAGGAGCAUCCAGGCAGGCUUUCAUCGGAAUACCGUACCCCGCGUGGUGUUUCUUGGAAGAACGAUCCAUUCACCAUGAGAACUUUAGUGCUGGUGUGCUGGUGCGGUUGGAUUGGUCAGGCAUGGGCGGCAGGGGUAGCCCCCGUCCUCGGAGUCGGCAUCAAUAGUGAUGCGUUUCGGAAGGGUGGUAGUGGGGCCCUCGGUGCAUUGGAACCGACGCUGCAAUGGCAUUCCACCGGAAAAGGCGGAGCGUAUUUGCAGGUCCAGGAUACCGAGCUUUCCGCAAUUCCUUACAGUUUCUGGGCCAAAGUCAAGCGGAACGUUUCCGGCUGGGCUUUGUCGGCCCGCGCCGACGCCGAUUCGGCCGACCUGACGGCGUUGGCUGUCAACCUGCAGGCCAAAUCACCGACGACGUCGAUUCAAGUACGCGGGACGGCCGACACGGACGAUAUCACCAUUGGGCUGGAUAGCAUCAAGGUGUCGCAGAAGAUAACGGGUGUGGCCGGCACGGACCUUACCGUGACGCCCAGCUACAAUCUGCGAUCGAAGCGAGGCAACGUGCAGGUGAAUCUGGCUCUCCGGGAUACGGCGUUGCUGAUCGACGCGCAACGGCAGAAAAUAACCGUCGCCCAGAAGGUGGGACCGGGUCAGUACUUGGCUCCGUCCGUCGCAGCGAAUGGUGAUUUUGAACUGGAAUACCGGCAGGCGGUGGGUCGUGGAGCCGUGACGGGCACCUACAAACCAAACGCGUACGUUAACGUGUACUGGGAAGACGGUCCCUGGCAAGCGAGUGUGAAAAUGCCCAUGGAAGGGUUGUACCAAAUUCAAUCCAGACCCAAAUUCAAUCUCCGUCGAACACUCGAUAUGGACGAAUUAAAAACCCAUCUAAGUGGAAAUGUUGUUGGCAUGCGAGAUGAUGGGGCUGGGCUGGGCUGGCAGGCAAUGACAGUGAAGAGGAUUCGGGUCGAGUCGUUGAUAGCCGAGCAUGACACGGUCGGAGUGUACUGUGGGGGCAUCGACGAAUGGGAUGCUUCUAUCGUUGGGAAAAUACACGUAGACACCUCCAGUAGCUCGGGAGUGUACAAACACAUCUUUGCCGGAAGCCUCCAUUUGGGGGAGUGGAUUAAACUGGCACCCGACACACUUUCACCGACACACUCUGUCACCGAGACCACCAAAGUGCCGGACUUCGGUUUCACCGUCGAGAAAGACGCGGCAGUUCGCCAAGAUCCGAACCGGCGAGAGUCUUCCGAACCCUUUUUGGCUACGCAACUUGAUACUACUACUACUACAAACAAGACAGUACUACACUACUCCGGAAUGAAGUUUUCCACACGCGUGCGCGGAGUCCCCACAACCGUCGCCGUCUACACCAUGCUGUCUCUAUCCCGUUCUACCGCUUUCGUAGCCCGCCGGAUUGCCUUCCAAGGCUCCUCCACCCGAGCAGUUUCCACGACGUCUCCCUUGUGCGCGGCGAAGGAAGGACAAGCCGAAGUCGUCCUCGUCGGGUGUGGAGCACCCAAUCGUGGGAUGGGUUGGUACCAUGCCGUCCAAAUGUUGGAAAAGAAAUGUCCGUCAGCGUCGCUCGAUUACGUCGUCGAGCCCUGGUUCAUGGGUGCCGGUGGCGAUUCCGAUGCCGGGAAGGAGUUCCAGGAAUGGGCGGACGACGCCGAACAAAAGCACGGCGUCAAGUUUGCCGUUUCCCUCGACGACCUCCCGCCUCCGCAAGCCCCGCGACUCGCUCUCAUUAGCGGACGGACGGCCGACAAUCCGCGACUCUUGACCGAAUCGAUUGCCAAGGGAGCCACCUGCGUGUAUCUGGAAAAACCCGGAGCCCCGACCGUGACCGAGCUUCAACAGAUGCAGAAGGAAGCCGAAGACGCCAACGUGGAAGUCCUCAUGGGCUACAACAAGAACGUUUGCAAGUACGUGCGGAAAACACGCGAAUUCGCCGCGAAACAUCCCGGAUCGCACGUUACCUUUGUCUCCAACAAUGCCUACGAGAACACCCCGGAAUCACUCGGUGAGUGCUUCGAACGCAACGCCGAAGGCAUGUUGAAGAACAUGGCCAUUCACGAACUCGCCCUAUUGGUAUCCUUCUACGACGUCUCGGUCGAAAACAUUGCCGAAGUCACGGCCGAUAAGGAAUUCUCCUCCAUGCAAACGCUACCCGGUCCCAGCGGGAAGGACUACACCGAUUUUGACAAGAUCAAGUUCACCAUCAAGACCAAGAACGGCAACGAAGUCAGUGUCCAGGCCGAUCGUUGCGGAGGUACCGAUUCGUUCGCCACCGUCACCGAUAAGGACGGCAGUGAAGUCUUCCGGUAUUACAUGCCCGAUGAAGAAGACAGGGCCAUGGUCCAGGAACUGCAAACCAAGUACCCCACCGCCAUGCCCUACUUCUUCACACAGGACCCGGACUACAUUACCGUCAAGGAGCGUGUCGCACACCAUACCGUCACCGGAGAAGAAGCCGAAGGGGUCGCCACCAUUGGUGUGGCCGUGGAAACGCUCCGUGUUGCCGAGUUCUUGACGCCCAAGCUCCAAGAGCAGCUCAAGUAAAGCCAGUAAACACGGCCCCCAAAUAAAUAGUUAGAAAAAGGUUCAAAAUAGGG